CAAAGCACUCGUCAGCUGUAAGUUGGUCUGCAGGGAGCUACUGAAGUACGCCAUGAGCUCGGAAGCUGAUGAAUCCAAGGAAGUGGCCACAGAUGUCUUCAAUUCCAAAAGUCUGGCCAUUCAGGCCCAGAAGAAGAUCCUUGGAAAAAUGGUGUCCAAAUCAAUAGCAACUACUUUGAUAGAUGACACCAGCAGUGAUGUUUUGGAUGAGCUCUACAGAGUGACAAAGGAAUACACACAAAAUAAAAAGGAAGCGGAGAAGAUCAUUAAAAACCUAAUUAAAAUAGUCCUCAAGUUGGCAAUUCUCUACAGGAAUAACCAAUUUAAUCAGGAGGAAAUAGCUUUGAUGGAGAAAUUCAAGAAGAAAGUUCAUCAGCUGGCUAAGACCGUGGUCAGUUUUCAUCAAGUGGAUUAUACCUUUGACAGGAAUUUUUUGUCCAAACUGUUAAAUGAUUGCAGAGAGCUACUUCAUCAAAUCAUUCAGCGUCACCUAACUGCAAAAUCACAUGGACGCGUCAACAAUGUGUUUGAUCAUUUCUCUGAUUGUGAGUUUUUGGCUGCCUUGUAUAAUCCCUUUGGACCUUAUAAACUCCAUUUGCAGAAACUUUGCGAUGGUGUCAACAAAAUGCUGGACGAGGGGAACAUAUAAUUACUUGGAUUAAAGUUGACUGCCCAUGUAAUAUUUGUAGAUGUAAUAUUGCUGAUUUAUGAAGGAAUAAGGGAGCAAGCAAAUUUUUUUUUUUUUUAGGAUGAAUAUUUCAAAAAGAUCUUUAUAAAAUCAGUUCUUCUUCAUCAGCUAUAUAUUGCUAUUCACAAUCCACCUGGAAGAAAGACUACAUGUGGAACUGUUAUCCUGUGCCUUGCCUAUGGAAACAGCUGAACAAAGACAGUAAAAUAGGACUGUCCAAGCACAGCACAGUACUUGCAAGAUAGCUAGCUACACAAAACAAAAUGAGGUGUUGCCAGACAAUCCAUAUCUUCAUUCUUUCAGUUACAGAAAUGCUUCUAAGCAAUCAGUUUGAUAUUGUUGGUAACAGAUUAUCAUGGUGAUGGUAGACUUAUAAUUUCUUUGACUUACUUGUAAAAUGUGUAUAUGAAUCAUUUAUAGCCUUUUAUGCUCUGUGCACAGAUCACAGCUUUCCGUGCUGCCCGUAUGGCCAUUCUGUUUUUGAAUGCUCAAAUCAGUGAUGCUCUCCCAUAAAGUCUGAGCUGGUUUGUUCAUCUACAGGCCAGUUAUGAAAACUAUAUGACUGCGUACAAAGUCAUCCCUACAGAUUUACACAAAUAUCUGUUUCCUUUGAUUGUUUCAGGAAUUAAAAUCUACAAUUAAACAGCCUGACUGGGAAAAUGUAUUUCCUAGAAAGCAUCUGUGAUACAUCAUUUUAAACUUUGCAUAUAAAAUUGAAAGGUAAAAGACAUGUCUAUGCAAUUUACUAUGAUAUUUUUCUAAUAAGUCUUUAUUGAUUUGAACAGGGGUGAGUCAGUGUAUUUCAUACAUCAGGCUGAUGUGUGUGAUGAUGUGAAUUCAGAAAGCUUAAGCAUUUGAAAAUAAAUUCCAAGCCAGUUUGUAUUGUGUAUAAUGAAUCUAAAACAAAGAAAUUAAUUUUGCUAUUUGGGUUAAAUUAGGGUUACAUGCUGUUUAGCUAAUGGAAAAAUGUCAUCUUGAAUCACUUUUUUUUCCCUUCCCCCAUACCUCUGGCCCUUUUUUUUUUCCCUCUUUUUGCUGCCUUGCCUUCAAGGAAAACAAUGUGACUUUCUGGACACUGUAAUGUGCUUAAAAGUGUGAAGUUUAUACAUUUCAAACAUCUGAAGACCUUUUGUUAUAAAACAUAUAAGGAUUUAGCAG
Molecule: messenger RNA, 1846 nt
Organism: Nothoprocta perdicaria
Lineage: Eukaryota; Metazoa; Chordata; Aves; Tinamiformes; Tinamidae
Gene: TNFAIP8
Product: TNF alpha induced protein 8
Exons: 2
Coding region: 53-649 (198 amino acids)
Biological process (GO): regulation of apoptotic process
Cellular component (GO): cytoplasm
Molecular function (GO): cysteine-type endopeptidase inhibitor activity involved in apoptotic process
Source: RefSeq, a predicted model, not a curated record